UUAACGAACGCUACUGACUAGUGUAUAAUUGGUUGCAUAAGUUUAAUAAUUGUCAGAAAGUGGUUUUAAUAAUUUUUCUAAAAGGAAUUGUAUAAAACGACACAAAAACGUUACUCCAAUCAUAAAUUAAUGCCAGUGACAAAAAACAUCAGAAAAGCGUGUUUGGGUACAGUUCUUAAUUUCACAAGUUUUGAGGUUAGGUGAGGUAUCAAGAUGUUUUCAAGAAUCAUAAGUAGGAGUAAAAUUUUAUUGAAACCGCCAGAAUUAGCACAACCAUUCAGAAAUUUCGGUCUUGUCCCAAUUGUGAUUGAACAAACAGGGCGAGGGGAGAGAUCUUACGACAUAUAUUCCCGUUUAUUGAAGGAACGGAUUAUUUGUUUAAUGGGACCGAUAAAUGACCCAAUGAGUUCACUUAUUGUAGCCCAGUUAUUGUUUCUCCAGUCAGAAUCCACAAAUAAGCCAAUACAUAUGUAUAUCAAUUCGCCAGGAGGGAGUGUGACUGCAGGAUUAGGAAUUUAUGACACCAUGCAAUACAUAUUACCACCAAUAGCAACUUGGUGUGUGGGACAAGCUGCAAGUAUGGCUUCACUUCUUUUAGCAGCUGGAAGCCCGGGAAUGCGACAUUCCUUGCCUCAUGCUAGGAUCAUGAUCCAUCAGCCCUCAGGGGGCGCACAGGGGCAGGCAACCGACAUUAAGAUCCAGGCUGAAGAAAUUCUUAAAUUGAAGAGUCAGAUUAAUAAUUUGUAUGUAAAACAUACAGGACUUCCUUUGGAGAAAAUCGAGCGAAGUAUGGAACGUGACAUGUUUAUGAGUCCUGCUGAGGCUCAAAAUUUCGGUAUUAUCGAUAAAAUUUUAACGAGUCCGCCGAAAAAUAAAGUGGGCGGCGGUGAAGACGAAGCGAGUGCCAGUAGUGAUACGUCAGAGAAAAAAUGAUUUCUUUAUUUAUUUAAUGGUUUUAUACGUGAUUGUUAGUUUAUUGGUUGAAUAAAAAACACUUAGAUG
Molecule: messenger RNA, 1002 nt
Organism: Tribolium madens (black flour beetle)
Lineage: Eukaryota; Metazoa; Arthropoda; Insecta; Coleoptera; Tenebrionidae
Product: ATP-dependent Clp protease proteolytic subunit-like
Exons: 4
Coding region: 214-933 (239 amino acids)
Biological process (GO): protein quality control for misfolded or incompletely synthesized proteins
Cellular component (GO): endopeptidase Clp complex
Molecular function (GO): ATPase binding; ATP-dependent peptidase activity; serine-type endopeptidase activity
Source: RefSeq, a predicted model, not a curated record